This is a messenger RNA of Cylindrotheca closterium, 2760 nucleotides long. Lineage: Eukaryota; Bacillariophyta; Bacillariophyceae; Bacillariales; Bacillariaceae. The record is from the annotation of a GenBank genome assembly.
AUGUUCAACCCGACAUUGAUUGUUCAACGCGCCGAGCCGUUGACUUGGAUGUGGCUAGCGGCAUCUGAAUUCUUUGCUCAUCCUUGGACGGGCCCUGCGAUCAUUCCUCCCAUUGUGGAGGAAUUCGAGCGACUAGAACAAGAGUCGAUAAUAGCCAAGGCUCAGUCCAAGUCUAAGAAGCGCCCUGCAUCGACUCCAGAGAAUCCAAAAGGUGCCAAGGCACACGAUUCGCGCCCGUCUCCCUCUGCCCCGAUGCAAACGGAACUGACGCCACCAAAGGGUCCGUCCAAACCCUACCAACGAACUCCACCUUCGGAUGCCACUCCUCCUCGCCAACAAGUGGUCAUGUCUGACGCCGUUCACGUCAUUGCCGGCACCCCAACAGGAACACAGGAAGCCAGUGUUCCAGCUGACGACGUCGUGGUAGCCAACACCCACCGUGGGAGGACCAGUGCGGAAAAUGGAGCAGAGGACCACAAUAGUGCCCCGACCUACAGGGACACUGAUGCCGCUCUCCCCGCUCCCACGGUUCCUCUCACCACCGACGAACGAUUGAUGCGCCUUCUCGCUGUCCAUUGGAAUGCCUCUCCCUUUCGGCACAUUACCAUCUUCAACGUGUCCAUUGUUUUUGAUUGGCAGGGCGUCGGUUCGUCCGAAUUCAAUCAAGUCCAGACUGCCUACACUGCCUUCCAUCAGUUUGCUUCCGGUAUCUGGGGCAAGACCACUUCCAAGGUCGUCCUUCUACCUUUUGCUGAUGGCCGAUUCACCCGACAACAACUGUGGAUCCGGAACUUGAAGGAGUUUGACGAAAAAGCCAAGGAUUGGGCCCACCUGAAGAUCUACCUCGAUCCCAACUUCGGCAAUCCUUACAUCCUCAACAAACCUGGGAAGACUGGGUCCAAGACCUACAAGACUCGCAUGCGGUUCGGGAUGGACACUGCCCCUCCCAUUCUCAUGCAAGAACUUCGCGUCUUGUCCAGUGAGCCUCGGGCGGGCGUCUUCCCAACUCCAAUCCAGGUUUCCCACAUGGUCCGGCUUGGCUUCCUCCCGUUGCUCCCACAAGAAUUGGCGAUUGCCUUCGCUCGCGAGGCCGACCUGAUUUUGGCUGCAAACUUGGACCUACGUAAGCCCAGUUGUGCUGUCUUCCAAGCACCGACCCAUUACACCAGAGAUUGGCAGGCGGCGAAAGACGAAUUGGUCCUCGGCAAACAGUGCCCACAGCUUCAGUCCUUGAUCGAAGCCAUGCGGGAAAGGACUCGGGCGACGCGGGCUCACCCUCCUGCGAUUCCUUCUUGGGGUUGGGCCCCGGAAUACAUUUACAUUGAGGGUGACGAACAAGUCCUACUGGAGGCACUGAAGAAGGGAAAGCUACGGGUGAUUAGCGAUGGCUCCUUCAAGCAACAAGUGGGCACAGCCGCAGUCCAGCUACGGACUAGACGCGGAGGGCACGUCAUCUGGAUCAAAUGCCGUACUCCUGGUAAACGAGAGGACCAGAGUGCGUACCGGAGCGAACUUAUCGGUUUGUUAGCUGGUAUCUUGGUGACUUCCUGGCUCCGCUUACGCCUACAGUCCCUCGCCAAGCCACGAGUCCGUGUGGCGUGUGAUGGGAUUGCCGCACUUUGCCAGGCCUUCUCGACUUGGCCGCUGUCUCCAACCGCCCCACACUUCGAUCUCUUGUCCUCCAUCCGCGAGGCCCUCCGAGUUUCCAACAUAUCCUGGGCCGAACAACACGUGGACGGCCAUGCUGACCGAACCAAGACAUGGCGACAGACGUCUUGGUGGGAACGCCGGAACUCCGAAGUGGACGACAUUGCCCAGGGCUACGCCGACGAGGUGAUCUCCACCGAGAACAUGAUCGCCACCAACCCCAAGUUCUUCUCUGAACCCUGUGCGAUCUACAUUGACAAUGAGAAGGUCUCCUGCCUGGCCUUGGAAUCGGUCGACGAAGCCGUUGCCCUGCCAGAAUUGAUGGAAUACUGGGCAGCCAAAGGCCGCCUCGCUCCCGAGCACUUCCGAUUGGUGGACUGGCCGAUCGUGCACCGAGCGAUGAAGUCUCUGAAGCCCGCCGAACAGCGCUUCAUCACAAAACACACCGUUGGGAUGUGCGGUGUCAGCAAGUUCCGUAAACGAUGGGGUCUCGACUCCGAGAACCGAUGCCCCUUGUGCGGACUGGAGGAAGACCACCUACACGUCCCCCGCUGCCCUUCCGUCCGGGCCAAGACCCAGUGGCAACUCCUACUCCAAGAACUCCAAGAAUGGUUCCAGUCCACCACCACUGCUACAUCGCCCAAUUCCUCGGGACCCUUCUUUGCACCAUCCGCACCCCUAACAACCAGCCUCAAACAGAGACUCCGUGGUACCGCCUCCACGGCAUGUCUUCUUCCGCCCUCACCCAAGUCUGUGAGGCUCAACUCCGCCUUGGCCCCCAAUGUCUCCUCGAAGGCCUUCUCGUCCACGGCUGGGCCAACCUCCAGCAACAAUUCUACCGCUCUCGCGGUAGUCACCAAUCCGCGCGCGACUGCUCUCGAUCGACGCAUCCACGAAGAGUUUGAUAUGGGUCUUCGCGACCUGCCUCGGAACCUUCGCCCUGCUAUCCGUCGAUCCCGCCUUGUGGAAGUCCUCCAACUCCUACUGGCGGACAAGGAGGAAUGGGUCCUCGUCAUCUCUGAAGCCCGCCGCAAAAUCAGACGAUCUCUUGCAGGCAGGCGACGAUUGAUGUGGGAACUGACCCACCCUACUCCUCGCCCAGCAGCCCCCUGA